CCGCGAGCAUGUGUGGUUUCAGACUGCAGGUGCGUGGCUGGAGGAGUUAUGGGUGGGAAACUCCGAGGUCAUUCCCAUCUCUUUGAACGCCGGUGGUUGAAUUGUUUGUCUUUUUGAAUCACUUCACUUGUUCAGUGUUGCGAUCAAAAUCGUAUCUGCAGCAACAGAGAGGACUUGGAUUUCCACGGCUAUGCGUUUUUUGAUUUGCACAGCCCUCUUUGCUGGUGAGUGUUCCGUCAUUGCUGGUUCCCUGGGACCAAAUAAGAUGCAGCUGAGGAGAUGUGAGUUUUUUGCCAGUUCCCGAAAUAUAGAGAAGGCCAUGCAGUCUGGAGAUGUGAAUGGGACCGUACAAUUCUGUGCAAAAACACAAUGCUGUAUAGGCUUCUUUGAGCUAAUUGAUGGUCACUUCAGACCUGAUCUGCUUGGAUGCAGCCUGGGUGAGACGCCCUGUCCUGACACCACGUGCUCUGCAUCUACAAAUGUUGAUAACUACACCAAAUGCUUGUGCAGCUCGGACUUCUGCAACACUAACAUUACGUGGAGCCCAGAGACGAAACAGUCACAAGCGCUCAACCCGCAGGGUAAUGGCAAAGUUGGGUUAAGCAACAGUGCGAUCAUACUCGUCAUUGGCAUCUUGAUGAUUUUGGUCUUUAUUGUUAUGGGACACAAAGUGAUACCUCAUCUCAGGCACUGUGGAGAAAAGGCAGCCUCUUCAAAUAAAGGAUGGACCUCUCCCUGUUCCUGUUAUAUCUCAGCAAUGUCAGACAUUGAUAUGGAAAACAUAAAGUUACAAAAGAUUGUAGCUUGUGGGCGUUACGGCAUCGUGUGGCAAGGUAGUUACCAGGGAAAUGUGGUUGCCUUAAAACUCUUUCCUGUGAAAAACCAUCAUGAGUUCACCAGAGAGAGAGCAAUAUAUGCUCUUCCUCUCAUGCUGCAUGCUGGAAUUGCACACUUCCUUGGUGCAGGCAGAGCAGUGAGUGGGGAACCUGUGCUAGUGUUGAAGCUGGCUUCACAUGGUUCACUAAAUUCUUACCUUUCCAAAACUGUGAUUACCUGGAGGGAUGCUGUGAGACUCUCAAAGUCUUUGGCGGAAGGACUUGUCUAUCUUCAUUCUGACUUGUAUUCUAAUGGGAUGCACAAACCACCGGUGGCUCACAGAGACCUCAGCAGUAACAAUGUGCUGGUGCACGCUGAUGCCACAUGUGCCCUGUGUGACUUCGGCUGUGCCACAGUCCUGCACUCCUGUGGCAGCCCUGAACAGUGGCAGUGCCAGUCAAGCACCUCUCAGGACCCUGUUCAAUUGGGGACUCUGUGCUACAUGUGCCCAGAGAUCCUGGACCGAUCUGUGGAUCUGAGCAGUGGCCGCUGCCUGCUGCAGGGAGAUGUGUAUGCCCUGGGACUGUUGCUAUGGGAGAUGUGGAUGCGCUGCUCGGACCUGUUUUUUGACCAAGCUGUUCCAGAGCACCACCUGCCUUAUGAAGCAGAGCUAGGACCCAGACCCACUCUGGAGCAACUGUUUGUCUUUGUGUUUGAAAACAGAGGGAGACCUGCCAUACCAUCAACAUGGUCUAAAGUUCCUCAGACCAAGAACUUUUCCUUGCAAGAAAUACUGGAGGACUGCUGGGACCAUGACCCUGAUGCUCGACUGACUGCACACUGUGCUGCCAACAGAAUAGCCUCCUUACCUACUGAAUACUCCCUCUAGUGGGGGGAACAUUUCUCAGGCAAAUCACUACUAGAUCAAAACUUGAUAUCUAUCCACUGCAUUGGCAGUGAACUGUUUGCUACCAUAGGCAAUAAUGUUUGUCUGUUUGCACCUGGCUACAACAUAAUACUGAGAAGACACAUAUACACAAUGCUGUAGGCCUAUGGUUGGAGAUAACCAUGGGAAUGUGACCAUAUUUGUCACAGCCUUAACAGCAUUUGAAAUGUCCAAACAGAGGAGGUGGAAGUUAAACAUGCACAGACAGGCAGAAGUUGGGGAUGGAAAAUAGCCUAUUGGUAUAACCUUCUAUGCAGGGCUCCACAUUAAUGGUUGCCUGGUUGCCCUUGGCUUCCAAAUUGUUACAAGUGGCAACCAGAUUUGGUUGGCUUUGGCAACCAAAACCUCAUGCCUGGUUGCCAAACUUGCUCUGCUUCUAUGCAUUAGUUUUCAAGUUAAUUUCAACAAGUCUCUUGACUAUAUAUCUAUCAUGACACCACUGUCAUUAGAUUAAUUUAACUAUAUUCAACUAUAUUUACAAUAGCAGUUUAUCUUUUCCAUACAUUAUUUCACAUUGCACUGGAAACCCUCUGGGGAGGUAAUAAAGAUUACCCUGAGCUUUUGGGAAUGUUGUAAGGGAUAUACAAGGAUAGGAUACAAGGAAGUUUAUUGUCGCAUGCAUAUAGUUACUGGAUGUAAGAAAUGCAGUGAAAUUAUGUCU
Alosa alosa (allis shad) is the source of this 2423-nucleotide messenger RNA. Its product is annotated as anti-Muellerian hormone type-2 receptor-like. The coding region runs from base 191 to 1705 and encodes 504 amino acids. Gene Ontology annotation, cellular component: signaling receptor complex; plasma membrane. The record is from RefSeq and is a predicted model, not a curated record. Gene Ontology annotation, molecular function: ATP binding; transforming growth factor beta receptor activity. The transcript is spliced from 11 exons. Gene Ontology annotation, biological process: protein phosphorylation; BMP signaling pathway; cellular response to growth factor stimulus. Lineage: Eukaryota; Metazoa; Chordata; Actinopteri; Clupeiformes; Clupeidae.